Messenger RNA from Schistosoma turkestanicum, 488 nucleotides. Lineage: Eukaryota; Metazoa; Platyhelminthes; Trematoda; Strigeidida; Schistosomatidae. The record is from the annotation of a GenBank genome assembly.
GGAAAGACAAGGUUGUCUGUUUCAUGUGUUCUACACUUGUUGAUUUGACGAAAUGGAUCGAAUACUAUCUCUCACCGAUGAUGAGUUAAGAGCCGAAUUGUCUGACAGGGGAUACUGUCCACCACCUAUUCAAGAUGAUGUCACUAGGAGAAUAAUGCGCAAAAAGCUAGCACUAUUUAUUGAUCCUUCUAUGGUGAUUGAAGAGCCGGUUCGGAAUUCGGAUUCUUCAGAGAACAGCGAUGUGCUUGAUUCAGCUGGAGAUACAAGUGUUCGUUCCAGAAAUCGUGUCAGGUUUUCCGAAGCUCAAGAAACAGUGUAUGAGGUUACUGGUGAGCACAAGCGUGGUGUCUUCUGGUACGCGAUGUCCAUGUUGGUUUUGUUUGUUAUCGGAUUUAUCGUACUGAAAAAUAUGGAUAUCGUAUAGUUAUUUGUAAAGAUUUUGAUAUCUUUCUCUGCCCAGUGAUCAAUAAUAUUUAAGAUUCUUAUAA